AUGGCAAAUUACGAAGGAGUGUAUCGACUCGUUCACGAGCAAUUGCAAGCUCUUGAUAAGGAUUUGUUUUAUCAUAACAUCGGGCACACGUUUGAAGAUGUGCUUCCUGCUUCUAUUCUGUUGGCUAAAGAGGAAGGCCUGAAUGAGGAAGAUUUGUUGAUUGUAAAAACAGCAGCUCUAUUCCAUGACACCGGUUAUCUAGAUCAAUAUUCAAAGAAUGAACCAAAAGGUUGCGAACGAGCUCGUCAAUACUUGCCUCAAUUUGGUUAUUCAGAGGAACAGAUUGAAAAAGUUUGUAAAUGCAUUAUGGCCACCAUGGUUCCUCAAAAUCCUGGUGAUUGUCGUUUGUGUCAAAUUGUGUGCGAUGCAGAUUUGGGUCAUUUGGGUACGGAUCUUUAUUUCUUAAAAUCGGAAUGUCUUCGACUCGAAUUGGAAAGAGUUUACAAAAAGCCAAUUGCGCCUCGCGAUUGGCACAUUUCUAAUUUGGAUUUUCUUCAAAAGCAUCAGUACUUUACAAAUGCUGCAAAGAAAUUGAUGCAACCUGUCAAGGAACAAAAUUACAAGCUCAACGAAUGUUUGGUGUAUGGUGAAAAUAAAUGA
Naegleria fowleri is the source of this 600-nucleotide messenger RNA. RefSeq lists its product as uncharacterized. Bases 1 to 600 code for a protein of 199 amino acids. The transcript is spliced from 2 exons. Lineage: Eukaryota; Heterolobosea; Eutetramitea; Acrasida; Naegleriidae. The record is from RefSeq and is a predicted model, not a curated record.